Aspergillus clavatus NRRL 1 is the source of this 624-nucleotide messenger RNA. RefSeq lists its product as uncharacterized. Bases 1 to 624 code for a protein of 207 amino acids. NCBI's taxonomy places the organism in Eukaryota, Fungi, Ascomycota, Eurotiomycetes, Eurotiales, Aspergillaceae. The record is from RefSeq and is a predicted model, not a curated record. The transcript has 2 exons.
AUGGGCGCCUCAGCAUCCAAACCCGCGCGGUCGGCUGCAAGCACGGCCUCGCGCCGGCAAUAUCCCAAACAGCCAUCCGCUGCCUCGAGGGCCGCUGCUCCACGCCCUCAAACAGAAACAAGACAGCCUCAACGACAACCACAACCACCCCGAAGUCCGCCUCCUCCACCAACACCACAGCCCAGGGAACAAGCAUCGACGGUGAAAUCAUCAGUCAUCGACCUCGACGGCCGCGAUCCUGACUUCGCCGCUUCUCUCCGCUCCAUCGGCCCCGUCACCCCUAACCCAACCUUCUCUCGCACCAGCGCCUUCAACCCGCGGUCCGCCGGCGCCCCGACCACCCAGCCCGGCCAGCAACCCGUCUUUCCCACGGCGACGAACCCGGCUCUCCUGGUGCUGGCGGCGCGGCAGAAGAUCGCGACGGCCGCGGAGGCGGAGGUGGAGGAGAUCGGGCGGCCCGGGUUUGCGGGGCGGGAGUUCCUGGAUGCGUUUACGAUCCGGCAGGCGCUGACGAUGCGGGAUCGGCAGGGGUUGAGCGAGGGGGAGAUUGAGGGGGUGUUGAGGUUGAAGAAGGGGGUGUUGGAGCGUUUGGGGAGGAAGGGGGUUGUGGGGGAGGUUGGGUAG